AACUCACAUUCGAAAUUGUCAACUCACAAUGGAAAUUGCCAACUCACAAUCGAAAUUGUCAACUCACAUUCGAAAUUGUCAACUCGCAAUCGAAAUUGUCAACUCACAAUCGAAAUUGUCAACUCACAUUCGAAAUUGUCAACUCACAUUCGAAAUUCGAAACAGUUCUAUUGGCAAUCUAUUCGUGUUGCCGUGCUAUAGUGUCCCUAACCUGCUUGCCGCACGCAGACACACGACGCUUGCGUACCUAUUUUUUUAACUGCCUGGAUUUCACCACAGAAGAGAUAUAAACAAGUCUGUAUUAAAAAAAAAUUAAGAUGAGCAGAGCUCAUAUGUUAUACGAUGACAAGGCAAUCGACAAAGUUCUGAACGUGAAAUGGCAGGAGAGGUGGUCAGAGGAAACAAUAUUUCGGUUAAAACAAGGCAAUGGUUUCAUUAUUGAAGGAAAAGUCAAGGCUAAGUAUAAAGUUGCAAUUAACGAAUCUACUUCUGGUAAAAUAGUUGGUCAGUACAGUCUACUACACCUAGAAUUUAUCAGGGCAUAUAAACGAUCAUUUGAUAAUUCUAGUUGUGAAAUUGAGCCAUGGAAAUCUGGCACAAAGAAAGUUAACACUGGCCAUUUGAUGUCUUCAUAUAAGACUGUUGAUGUAGAGACAUCAGCUAUUAGUCUGCAGGAGUUGAUGGUGCUUCUUAAUGUCCCAGAAUUGGAUGGUUACUUGCCGAAACUGGAAACAAACACCUUGCAAGUAUUUUAUAAGAAAGGCAGUUUGGGAAAUAUUGAAGCAAGCGUUGGUGAGAGGUUCCGUCUAAAGACAAAAGGAGAUGGCCCCUACAUUGAGUAUAUUGCAAGACUUGAUGAAGGUCAUGUUAGUUCCUCAGAAUAUGAGAGAGAAGGUCAGAAGUCAUGGACAGACAAAAUUAUGUCAAUGAAGGGACAAGAGUUUCAGACAUCAGACCAACCUGAUGGAGUGGAUGAAAGUGAAUGGGAUGACUAAUAUUAAUAAUGAUUAA
Dendronephthya gigantea is the source of this 1011-nucleotide messenger RNA. Its product is annotated as arpin-like. Gene Ontology annotation, biological process: negative regulation of actin nucleation. NCBI's taxonomy places the organism in Eukaryota, Metazoa, Cnidaria, Anthozoa, Malacalcyonacea, Nephtheidae. Bases 318 to 995 code for a protein of 225 amino acids. The record is from RefSeq and is a predicted model, not a curated record. The transcript has 2 exons.